AGACAUUUAUUCUUGAUGCAGAAAAAGAGUAGCUUUGCUUAAAGAAAAAGAAACCAUUUCCUUCAAAACCAUCAGGCAAAAUACCUUCCUCUAACCACAGGUUUCCUUCCUUCUUCUCUCCUCAACUUCAACCUAUUUUGUUAUUCAAUCUCCUCUGGGUUUGAAACAAAGAUUCCUUCUUUUCAGUAAAAAUUGGGUUUUUUUUUUUCAUUUGUUUUGGGUUCACACUCUCGGGAUCUGAGAUUGUUGGUCCUCACAUAAGAUAUUGGAUUGGAUUGGACUGGACUGGAACGAACUGACGAUUGUACACCAUGGCCAAUCUAAAUGCUUCGGAAUCCAUGGAACAAAAGGGAACUCUUAUGGUGGAUUCAAAUGUGAAUGUGCUUCAACCUUCUAUGAACCAGCCAAAGCGAACCUCAUUGGACGGUCCCGUGGCUAUCCUUUGGGAUAUAGAGAACUGCCCUGUCCCAAGUGAUGUCCGCCCUGAAGAUGUGGCCGGGAAUAUAAGAAUGGCUCUCCGAGUGCAUCCUGUAAUUACGGGAGCUGUUAUGAUGUUUUCUGCAUAUGGGGAUUUUAAUGCCUUCCCCAGGAGACUCAGGGAGGGCUGUCAGAGAACUGGUGUCAAACUCAUAGAUGUACCGAAUGGAAGGAAGGACGCCGCUGACAAGGCUAUCUUGGUCGACAUGUUUUUAUUUGCCCUCGAUAACCCUCCGCCUUCAUCUAUCAUGCUGAUUUCGGGGGAUGUUGAUUUUGCACCGGCUCUUCACAUACUUGGUCAACGUGGCUAUAUAGUCAUUCUUGUUAUUCCUGCCGGGAGUGUUUCAUCUGCACUGUGCAGUGCUGGUAAGUUCGUUUGGGAUUGGCCUAGCGUUGCUCGUGGGGAAGGCUUUGUGCCUCCUUCAAAGGCCUUAAUGCCUUAUCGAGGAGGGCCGGCUGAUAUUUCUGGGUGUUUCAUGGGGUGCCAUAUUGGUGACUAUCAAGAUGGCCAAAAUGAGGAAGAAGCGAUAAUUUAUAAGAGUGUUUCACAAAGCUGUUACAACUCGAGAGAUUUCACAGUAGCAUCGAGGUCUUUGUCUGAAUAUACUAGUAAUCCUUCAGUUGCCAUACCUUCUUUCCCUGCAACUUCGAGAUCGCAAAGUCUCCCAUCUGGUUUGAAUGAAGUGCCGGGAUGUCCCGGUGUUUAUGAUCAGAAUGAUGUCAUGUGGGUUCAGCCCGGAGACAUAAAUGGUUUGAAGGGACAACUGGUGAAAUUGCUUGAACUUUCAGGAGGAUGCAUGCCUCUUAUCCGCAUUCCUGCCGAGUAUAAUAAGUUUUUCGGGAGGCCUCUUUACGUGGCAGAGUAUGGGGCAUGCAAACUCGUUAAUCUUUUCAGAAAGAUGGGGGACACUCUAGCUAUUGAAGGAAAAGGUCACAAGAGAUUUGUCUACCUUAGAAACUGGAGAUCGAGCCCAAGCGCACCGCCUUUGGCUCUGGGGGCUGGCUCUUCUAACAGGUUUUCCGAUGAGGAAAGAGUGGUAGUCGAAGAAUGCGAUGAGAGGAAUAAUGGAGCAGCAAGUUAUGAUGUUGAUGACCAUAAUCUCGAUCAAUUUAAAUACGAGUUGCAGGAAAUUCUGGUGAGUUAUUCCUGCCGAAUUUUCUUGGGUUGCUUCGAAGAAGUAUACCAUCAACGCUAUAAGAAGAUGCUGGACUAUCGGAAGCUCGGUGUGGAGAAGCUAGAGGACUUGUUUGACAAGGUGAGGGAUGUUGCUGUCUUGCAUGAAGAACCGGUAAGCAAGAGGAAGUUUCUUUUGCAGUAUGGAUCUAGAAAAAUCCGAAAGACUCGUACUUGUAAACUCGAAUAAGAUCAGACAAUCGAGUUAUGUUGAUCAAUGCUUCGUCUCUUUGAUCCGUCUCUAGUUUUUUUCGUUUUCUUUUUUCUGUGCCAAGGUUUCAUAAUUGGCAGAUAAAACAUAGGAGGUGUAAUUCAUGCAUGGAUGUGGGAAGUUUAUGGAUUGUCAACUUCUAAUUUGCAACCUCUUGUAAAUUUAAA
Molecule: messenger RNA, 2029 nt
Organism: Hibiscus syriacus
Lineage: Eukaryota; Viridiplantae; Streptophyta; Magnoliopsida; Malvales; Malvaceae
Exons: 2
Coding region: 312-1841 (509 amino acids)
Biological process (GO): regulation of gene expression
Cellular component (GO): peroxisome
Molecular function (GO): RNA nuclease activity
Source: RefSeq, a predicted model, not a curated record